AUGGAUCGGAUCGGCGCCUCCGUGGCGAAGACGGAUCGUCACCUCACCGGUAUCGAGCAGUGCCUCGGGCAGGUGCGACGGCAUUCGGCGAGGCGCCCCUCGCACACCAGCAGCUCGGUCACACUCGGCAUUCCCCCAGUUGCGCACCGCAGCGAUGAUGCGCAGCAGCACUCAUCAUCGUCCGUGCUGGGCGAUAGCAACAGAAGAAUGACGGCAUCAGCAGCGUCGGUGGCGGUAAAACUUCCGCCAUCGCCGCCCACCGCCAGAAGGGAGAGCAGUAGGCCGCUUGACCCGCGUAUGUGGCAGGGCCGCUCCACAACAUCGUCCGCUCCGCUAGCCCAGGUGCAUCCCUCACAUGCACGAGGGAGGACUGGCGAUGUCAAGGUGCACAGCACGGCAAGGAUGCCUGUCGUCCUGCGUCGUCGAAGGAAGCCCGACAUCAAACACAAGAUGGAUCUUUUGUCUAGCUCAUCCACCUCUUUACUGAGCUCCAGUUCAUCGACGCUUGAAGCUUCCUCUACCUCGUCCAUUCCUUCGCGCUCGCCGUCGCCUAUGCGGGGAAGGCAGUCUGCGGUGGCAUCGACCGUCUCCUCCUCGCUGACCUCGCUGACACUCUUUUCCUUCUCGUCGAUGGAGAACUCUCCGGCUGCCGAGAUUGCGACGCGGUGGCAGCAGUGGCGUCAGGCGGCGUACCACCUCCUCGCAUCGCACUACGAGAAGUGUCACGGUGCCUUGACUUGCGCCGUGGUACGGCGGGGUCGGAGAGGCUUUGCCGGCAGCAAAAGCCGAUGUGGGGCGGUUGCUGAAUCAGUUGAAGAGGAAAGAGAAAAACUCACGACGUCAAGCGAUAGUAGUGACUCAAUAGAGGAAGGAAGCGAGGGGGAACAGCAGUGGGAAGCGUCCCGGGCCGCGGAUAGUGCCAGACACGGGGCGCAGCUCUAUGCCGCCGCGAACGAAGAGACAAAUCGGGAUAUCAUAUCCCACGGAGAAGCCCUGCAGGCCACCGAUGUGGCGAAACUAAUUCAGAGUGAGACCGUCGUUGCUGUGGAGAGGGGGGAAGCACGUGCACGUGGUGAACCCCAGCGACCAAAGGAAGAUAGCAAGGGUCGACGGGAGAUGUGGGGCCAACUAGAGGGGAGGCACCUCACCCAACUGCUCGAGACGGCACACUCCGAAGCCACUGUUGACAUCGGUCGCAACUCAGCGCGCAUGCAACGGGGAUUUGAGCGUCUGUAUGAAGAGGAGGAGGCUCUUCGAGAUGCCGUGGAGCAGAAGGAGGAUGAGCGGCUCACCGACCUGCUGGAGGCAAUGGACCGUGACGCCUGGGCAGCGGCUGAGCGCGAGGCGGCGCGGCUGGCAGGGGAAUUUGCCGCGCGCCCUGUCACAGCGGAGGCGGCGACGGCUCCCCCGACAGUUCCCCCUUUAGCUCCAGCUGCGCUCGCUGAAUGUGCGAGGCAGACGAUGGAUAGAGCGGUCCAAACACCCGAGCACCAACGAAAAGUGCGUGCCACCCAAACAGACGGAGUGUUUUCGGGCACAGCGCACUCCGUUGUGCAGAAGCAGAAUGACGACGAACGUAUGACUGCCUGUGCCGACGGCUCACGCCAUGUGAAUAGCCAGUGGCAGCAACUUUACCUCCAGUCCGAAGGAACGCAGACCGGUGGGGACAUGUCAUGUGAAGCUGUCGGCGUGCAGACGAAUCUCGUAGCAGAAGCAGAAGAUGGGGAAGAGAUGACUGCCGCUUGCAGCAUUGCCUCUCCAAGAUACAGCAGGGGUGCGCAGACACCGGUGGCACGUCAUGUCUCUUCACAGGCGGGUGAUGGCCUGUCCCAAGCACCAUUAGCAGGUGCUGCCGCUGGUGAGGAAGAUGGUUCUACCAUUCGGCUGGUGGACGACAAUACGCGGCCCACUUUGCCAAGCUGUGCUGUGCCAUCACGUUGUGACCUACACAAGAUUGGCCUUGAAGAAGAGGCGGCACGUCACCACACUGCUGGAACUGUAGAAGAGCCCCAGUCCCGUCCGCGCGACUCCUUGGGCCCACCGGGACCAGGUCCGCGGUGUGCAUCGCCUGCCUCUUCCAAGCUAAGCCUCGUCGAUGAAGAGAACGAGGAGGACGCACAGAGCCCACGAGAGGACAAAUGGGCACGUGCAGGAAUUGCCUCUGGUGAGGGAAAGCUCCUGCAGGGGAAACGUCCGCGUGGGCAGCGCGAUGUGGGUGUCUCCGGCGAUGCACACGUCCACCUACGCGACAGCUCGACAAACGACGAUGAGUGGCGUAUGGCCUCACCACAGUGGGGCCUCGAUACGUUUGACAUGGAUUGGAGCAGUGACAGGCCGCUGCAGGGCACCGCUGCCCGUGAUCUUCUGCGUGCAGAGGCGCGGCACCGGCGGCAUGUGGAGCGGCAUGAGCUCCUGGAGCGCAACGAGCGACGGUGGGGAGAGCUGAGCUGUUACCGCGCCCUAGUGUGGCGCCUAUCGUCACCCGCCAUCGCCGUGGAAGAGGCAGCAGCAGCAACAAAGGAAAUGGCGAAGAACAAAGAGGAGGGGGAUGAAGAAGUGGAGGCGUACACUGGAGGCACACUCCCCACUGGUCAUGCUGCUGAGGAAACGCCAAGGUGGAGCGCUGCCGAUGACGCGAUGGGAGACGACAAGGAGAAUGUCGCACCGCGGAUAGAUGAUCCGCCGCCUGUCGCUGAGGCUUUGGGGACAACGCAACGGUCCGCCACUGCGUGGUGCGUCGACAUGACGGACGGCGAGCACGGCACACCGCCGCACCUCCGCGAUCGUCCAUGGGCACCGAUGCUGACGCGACAGGCCUCCUGUAGUAAAUUCGGUACUAACAACAAUGGCAGCAACAUCGGCAGGAGGGCGGGGCCAAGGGCAAUGGAACGAGCUGCCCUGUCACGGCGAGGCCAACACAUGGCGUCCACGUUCGGUGCUGAUGAAAAGACGCUGUUGGUGGACACUCCUUCGUGGCAUGCGUCCAAUAAGGUCCUCCAGCGAACUCCAGAGACUCCGCCGACGAAGAGAAGUCGUGCCGUUCUNCUCCUUCGUGGCAUGCGUCCAAUAAGGUCCUCCAGCGAACUCCAGAGACUCCGCCGACGAAGAGAAGUCGUGCCGUUCUGGGUUACGCCCAGCAGUACGAGCGGCGCCUCAUACGGCGGCAGCAGCAGAGUAUCUCCGGAGUGCCGUCGCCUGAGCCGCUCUACUGCAGAGCAACAACAUCGUUUCUAG
This is a messenger RNA of Trypanosoma grayi, 3234 nucleotides long. RefSeq lists its product as hypothetical. Lineage: Eukaryota; Euglenozoa; Kinetoplastea; Trypanosomatida; Trypanosomatidae. The transcript has a single exon. Bases 1 to 3234 code for a protein of 1077 amino acids. The record is from RefSeq and is a predicted model, not a curated record.